AUGCAAGAUUUAUGGAAGCUGGGCAUAGGAUGGGAUGAGCAGCUGCCAACUGACGUAACUAAGCGCUGGCUUAAUUACGUUGAUGAUCUCCCGCGACUAACGGCAAUCAAGAUAGAUAGACAUAUGCUGCUACCAGAACAGACCGAAUGUGAAUUGGUCGCCUUUUGCGAUGCAAGCUCUCGCGGUUAUGCUAGUUGUGUGUAUGUGAUCAGUCGUAACGAUAGAGGUCAAACUAAAGUACGCCUGGUGACAGCAAAAUCUAAAGUAGCCCCCGUCAAACCAUUAACUAUCCCGAGGUUGGAAUUAAUGGCUCAACUUGAUGUUUAUUUAAACCAAAAACUUGUAUCACCACCUAAUAAUACCUAUGCAUAUCGAGCAUACAUGGAAACCCUUUUAAACUAUGCCCCUGCUGCUAAACAAUCUCAUCUUACUUGUAGUCUUUGGUAUGAGGAUACAGCAGGAAAAAUGGAUUCUACAGAUGGUAAAAACAUAGGAUUUGUUAAAAGACAGGAAUUGAUUAGUGAAAGUAAGGAAAUAGAAAUGAUUGGUCAUCUUCACGGUGACAUUUUUAACCAAGAUAAAUUUUUAAUUAAUGGUGUUGAAAUGAGUGUUAAAUUGGUUCGAUCAAGAGAGAGUUUUAAUUUAAUUGUUGGGUCGAACGAUGUAAAGUUUAAAGUUUGCAUUACGGACGCAACUCUUAUUGUGCGACGAGCACGAAUUAAUCCAAGUGUAUUACUCGCACAUCAAAAAGUUUUAGCUUCUACCACUGCUAAAUAUCCUAUUACUCGAGCUGAAGUAAAAGUUUUAACAAUUCCUUCAGGUGUUCAAGGAAAAACUCUUGAUAAUAUAUUUUUAGGACAGGUACCGAAAAGAUGUAUAAUUGGAUUUGUGAACAAUUCUGCAUUUAAUGGUUCCCUUACUAAAAAUCCAUUUAACUUUGAAAACUAUGGUAUUAAUUCUUUCAGCUUAUAUAUUGAUGGUCAACAAAUACCUUCAAAAGCUUUGCAACCAUCUUUUAAUAAUAGCAUAUUUACAUCAGCAUAUCAUACUCUAUUCUCGGGAACUGGUAUUCACUUUCUUAAUGAAGGAAAUGGAAUCUCUUGUGAACAGUAUGGCAAAGGUUACUGUCUAUUAGCAUUUGACUUAACUCCUGAUUUAUCAGCUAACUCAUCAACUCAUUGGAAUCUCAUAAAGCAUGGUAGUGUAAGAAUAGAAGUACGAUUUGAAUCCUCAUUAAUACAAACAAUUAACUGUAUAGUUUAUGCUGAGUUUGAUAAUAUUAUUGAGAUAGAUAAAAACAGAAAUGUUACUGUAGACUAUAGUAGUUAA
Parnassius mnemosyne (clouded apollo) is the source of this 1329-nucleotide messenger RNA. The record is from the annotation of a GenBank genome assembly. NCBI's taxonomy places the organism in Eukaryota, Metazoa, Arthropoda, Insecta, Lepidoptera, Papilionidae.